AUGGCUAUUCUUCCCGCAAAUUCACCUCAGGCAAAGCGGGAAGGGCCAUCAGAGGUGAAAAGAAGUAAAAUGGUUUUGGCUUUAACCAAAACAAAUAUUAAGAAACAAGCACCACAUAAUGUUGCUGUGAAGUCUGAAAGCUGCAAAAGGCAGAGAACCACAGUUGACAAUGAUGAAGUUAAAUCUAAAUCCAUGAUGAGAGCAAAUGACAUUCAAGCUAAUCUAGCACCUGAAUUUCCUAGCUUGAUAAAGUAUAUGCAGCCUUCACAUGUUAGUGGAGGAUUUUGGCUGGGUCUUUAUAAGAAAUUUUGUGAUGAACACUUGCCAACUGAGGAUACAGUGAUUGUUUUGGAAGAUGAAAGGGGAAAAAGUUCUAAAACAAAAUAUCUUGCGAACAAGAAGGGUCUCAGUGGUGGAUGGAGAGGGUUCUCCAUUGAUCACAACUUAUCAGAGGGAGAUGUGUUGGUUUUUCAUUUAGUAGAACCGACGAAAUUUAAGGUCUACAUUGUGAGAGCAAACAGUUCAGAAGAAUGGGAUUUUCCUCUUGCCCUUUCGAAAUUUGGUGCUAGUGUUAAGAAAAUGAAUUCUUUCAUCGGCACAGAUCAUGCAGAGGCAAGUGAAGAAAUGGAAUAUCAGGAUUUGGAACACCUCUAUCUGGACAAUCCUGAAGGGAACAUUCAAGGGAAUAACACGACACCCGGUGUAACUAACCUUGCACUUACACCGGAUCAUUCUAAAAAUAAAAGUAAAGAUUUUGGCUUUGAAAUCACAGAUGGAAUCAGAAUGUCAGAAACUGCGAUUGAUUUUAAAGAAGUGAAAAGUUUCGACGAUUUCGACAUCCUCGUAGAUGGUUUAGUUAUUAACUGUGAGCUCUCCAAACACCUUCAAUUGAAGUACUAUGAGCUUUGCCGCAGUCAAAAUUCUUUUCUCCACGAAAAUUUUCUCGAGGGCCUUAACUUGAAACUAAUUGCUGGAAUAAUUUCUGAGACUAUAAACAUUGCUGAUGCCAUUAGAGCUUCCAAGAUCACUGCUUCCUAUGAUUAUUUCACAACUUGGGAGAAGACUCUGAAAUCCUUCCGGCGGUUAGGAAUGAAGGUUGGUUUCAUGCUUGCCCGGUUGGAACGACUUAUGAAGUUAUCUGCCAAGUCACAGAGGUAUAAGAAAGCUAGAAACGAAAGAGAUAAUGCCGCCGAGGAGAUGAGAACUCUUGAGGCUAAGCUUUCGGAGGUUAAAGAGACUCUGGAUUGUCUAGAUGUUGAGAUCGAAACAUUGGAGGUGGAUACUGAGAAUCUUGAGCUUAGGUUCCAAGAACUGGCCAAAGCCCCAUGGUGA
Messenger RNA from Dovyalis caffra, 1332 nucleotides. The record is from the annotation of a GenBank genome assembly. NCBI's taxonomy places the organism in Eukaryota, Viridiplantae, Streptophyta, Magnoliopsida, Malpighiales, Salicaceae.